Messenger RNA from Entrophospora candida, 916 nucleotides. NCBI's taxonomy places the organism in Eukaryota, Fungi, Glomeromycota, Glomeromycetes, Entrophosporales, Entrophosporaceae. The record is from the annotation of a GenBank genome assembly.
AGCUCGUGCAAUUCAAUUCAGAAAAGAGCAUAAAUCAAUGGCUGAAUUAAAAAAACGUAGUAAAAGAAUAGAUAAUAAAGUAAAAUUAGGAAGGAAAAUUAGUAUAGUGAUAACGGCAAUUUUGAUAGCAUAUCUUUCGAUAUUUAUUAUGGCAAAUUUUGCUCAAUGGACUCUAAUUCCUGCUGAUCUUGCUAGUUCUUUAGGAACAGUAUCUAAAGCAAAUCUUGGACAUGAUGAUGAUAUCAUUAUCAGUAAUAAUUAUAAUAUUAAUGAAAUUUACUCUCAAUACAAAACUUUAUCAAAAUACAUCAAAAUCUGGCAAACAUCUUCCAAUAAAUUUGAAUUUGAUAUCAUUAAACCAUUUAAUAGCAAAAUAACCAAAGAACUCAAUGUCAUUUUAUAUUAUGAUAAACAAAAAUUGAUAAGAAAACAAGCAAAGAUUAUUGGUAAGAAUCGCUACUCAUUUGAAAUUAAUGAUGAAGAUAGUGCUGGCAAUUCUAUUAAGAAAAAUGGAAGUAAAAUAUUGAUAAAAAUCAUUGAUAAAAAUGGAAUUGUUAUAAAAGAAUUUGAAUGGUCAAAGGAUAUAGAGAAACAAAAUAAUGAUAAAUCAAUAGAAUUGAAAAAAUUAAAUCAUAAAGCUCUUAAUAAAAAUGAAGAUAAUGGAAUUAUUAGCAAUAAAAAUAAUUACAAUUACUUUUAUGGAUUUGGAAGUGAGAACAGUGUUGUAAAUCUAGUAACCGAAGGAAUUCUAAUUAAUGUUAGAAAAGCUACAAGUUUAGCUGUUAAUUUAACACAAGAGACUUUUCUAUAUAUAAGUGAAAAUCUUAAAUUUUGGAUACCUUUUGCUUUUGAAAAAGUAAGAAACAUAUGGAACAUUUCCGAAAUUUUAGAAAGUGUUAAAUCAUGGUUUCAGUAA